AGAAAAAUCUCUUUGAAAUUAGAGUAUCCAAAUUUACCUAACCCUCAUCUCCUUCUCCCUUAAAUCCACCCCACCUUCUUUCCCUUUAAAACCGAACUUAACCCAUCUCCUAUCGUGCAGAGCUAAGUUAGUUUACUUGCUUUUCUUUUUUAUGCAGGAAGUGUUUAGUUAAGGUUUCAAGCCAACCCACUUUUAACUGCAAAACUUCUAGUUUCUUUUUUUUUUUCAUCUAAAAAUAUUCUCCAUUUUCUUGACAAAUGAUGGGGGCUUUGUUCCUAAAUUCUUCGUCAGUUGCACCGACUAAACUCCCAAGAGUGUCCAACAUGCGUGACCGGUGCUUUCUGAGGAUGAAUAAGAAUGUGGUGUAUUGUCAAGGAGGUGGUAAUGUAGUAAAGUCUACUGGGUUUUCUUCGGUUAUGACAGGAAGACAAGCAUUGGUAAGCACGGAUCAAAGUGCAGUUUUAAGAGAUGCUGGAAGCUUGGUUUUGUCGCCAAAUGGAAAGAGCCAGGCAGAGAUUGCAGUGAAGGACUUGGUGCCCUUUGGAGAAACAUCCACCCCUUCGGUAGAGGUGCAUGAUGGUAUUGGAAUUGUCAAAUUUCUAAGAGGGAAGACGUUUCUUAUCACUGGUGCAACUGGGUUUCUAGCAAAAGUUUUUAUUGAGAAGAUUUUACGGACAGAGCCCGAUGUGGGUAGAAUGUUUCUUUUGAUCAAGGCAGAAAACAAGGAAGCGGCAAUGGAUAGACUGAGAAGUGAAAUCAUAAAUACAGAGAUUUUCAAGUGCCUCCAACAAAUUCAUGGAAAGUCAUACCAAUCCUUCAUGUUGAGCAAGCUAGUUCCUGUGGUGGGCAAUAUCUGCGAAUCCAAUCUUGGCUUAGAUGAAGAUUCAGCGGAUUUUAUUGCAAAAGAAGUCGACGUAAUAGUAAAUUCUGCAGCGAAUACAACAUUCGACGAAAGAUAUGAUGUUGCUAUUGAUAUAAACACAAAAGGACCUUGCCACCUCAUGGGCUUUGCGAAGAAGUGCAAGAAAAUCAAGCUCUUCUUGCAAGUAUCAACAGCUUAUGUUAAUGGACAAAGACAAGGAAGAAUAAUGGAAAAGCCAUUCGGUAUUGGAGAUAGUAUAGCAAGAGAGAUUUUCCAAAUUUCAUCAGGAUCCCACCCUACAUUGGACAUCGAAAGUGAAAUGAAGUUGGCUUCGGAUUUCAAGAAAGAUUCUGAAGUCGAUUUAGUGGCUCAAAAGAUGAAAGAGUUGGGUCUGGAAAGGGCCAAAAUAUAUGGCUGGCAAGAUACUUAUGUUUUCACAAAGGCUAUGGGGGAAAUGAUGAUUGACAAAUUGAGAGGAGAAAUACCGGUUGUCAUUAUUAGACCCAGUGUUAUUGAGAGCACUUGCAAAGAGCCAUUCCCUGGAUGGAUGCAAGGGAAUAGAAUGAUGGAUCCUAUAGUCCUGUACUAUGGGAAAGGGCAACUCACUGGUUUCUUAGUUGAUCCAAAUGGAGUACUCGAUGUAGUACCAGCAGAUAUGGUUGUUAAUGCAACUUUGGCAGCCAUUGCAAGGCAUGGAAUGGCCCAAAAACCGGACAUCAAUGUAUACCAGAUUGCUUCAUCUGUUGUAAAUCCGCUAGUUUUCCAAGACCUGGCGAGACUGCUCUACGAGCACUAUAAUUCCUCUCCAUGCAUGGAUUCGAAGGGUAGGCCAAUCCAGGUUCCAUCUAUGAAGCUAUUUAGAUCCAUGGAAGAGUUCUCUACUCACCUAUGGGGAGAUGCUAUUCAGCGAAGUGGGUUGACAGCUAUGGCCUCUUCAAACGGGAAAUUGUCUCAGAAACUUGAAUUUAUUUGCAGAAAAUCAGUAGAACAAGCGAAGUACUUGGCAAACAUAUAUGAGCCAUACACAUUUUAUGGUGGAAGGUUUGAUAGCAGCAAUACUCAAAGAUUAAUGGAGAGGAUGUCUGAUGAAGAGAAGAGGGAAUUUGGAUUCGAUGUGGGCAGCAUAGAUUGGAGAGAUUAUAUCACAAAUGUCCAUAUUCCGGGUCUAAGGAGGCACGUCAUGAAGGGAAGAGGGAUGGGUAGCUAAGUACCAUUCAUCUUGUUACAUGUAAUCACCAGCUAAGUCCUCCAACCAAUUGUAAUAAAACAAAGUUACUUUUUUUUUUUUUCUCUCGUUUUAGAACUUAUAUAUUGGGGCAAAGAGUGUUCCCUGAAUAAUCUAUACUGUAUUUCAAUUAUAAGGCAAAGAAAAAAGAAGUGUUGCCUUAAUAUCUUAUGGUGUAAACAACCAAUGCUCUUGUAAUAGGAUUCUAAUGGA
Juglans regia (Persian walnut) is the source of this 2300-nucleotide messenger RNA. RefSeq names its product fatty acyl-CoA reductase 2, chloroplastic. The record is from RefSeq and is a predicted model, not a curated record. Gene Ontology annotation, biological process: long-chain fatty-acyl-CoA metabolic process; suberin biosynthetic process. Gene Ontology annotation, molecular function: alcohol-forming very long-chain fatty acyl-CoA reductase (NADP+) activity. Bases 258 to 2069 code for a protein of 603 amino acids. Gene Ontology annotation, cellular component: intracellular membrane-bounded organelle. NCBI's taxonomy places the organism in Eukaryota, Viridiplantae, Streptophyta, Magnoliopsida, Fagales, Juglandaceae. The transcript is spliced from 9 exons.